AUGGAUCCCUCCCAAGUCACGAUUCCACCGUUGAUGGACCUGACCAUUGAUAAUAUCACUGAAAAUGUCAACCUCAUCAACUCGGCCAAUCCAGACGCCCGUUUCAAAUACGUUCUAGAGCGGUUGGUGCAUCAUCUGCACGACUUCGCCCGCGAGACCCGACUGAGUACACACGAAUGGAUGGCGGGAAUACAAUUCCUGACCAAAACGGGUCAGAUUUGCAGUGACGUGCGGCAGGAAUUCAUUCUUCUCUCGGACAUUCUCGGUCUCUCUUUGCUUGUAGACAGCAUCGAUCACCCCAAACCCCCCAAUAGUACUGAGGGAACGGUGCUCGGUCCCUUCCACACCCACGAUGCCCACAGUCUGGGUCACGGCGAGUUAAUGUCUCACGACGACAAUGGCGAUCCUCUUCUCGUGCUCUGCACCGUCAAAGAUGUCAACGGCAAACCCGUCUCGGGAGUGAAGAUCGACAUUUGGGAAACCGACUCGUCAGGGCAUUACGAUGUUCAGCAUGCCGGUCGCACAGAACCAGAUGGCCGGUGUAUUAUGACGAGCGAUGACAAGGGAGACUUCUGGUUCAAGGCCAUCGUUCCCGUGCCGUAUCCCAUUCCACACGACGGGCCUGUCGGGCAGCUUUUGAAGACACUCCGCAGACAUCCCAUGAGACCAGCACACAUGCAUUUCAUGUUUGACAAGGAAGGCUACGAUCAUUUGAUUACGGCACUAUACCUCCGAGGCGACCCGUAUGAGACCUCGGACGCCGUCUUUGGUGUCAAGAACUCGCUCAUCGUCGAAUUGGGCAAGGUGGACAAAGCCACCGCGGAGAAGUACGGCGUGGACGAGGGCAUUGCACUUCUGACGCACGAUUUCGUCCUGGUCACCGAUGAGGAGAGUAAAAGACUCAGAGAAGAAAACUCCCGGAAGGCCUUGGCGAAGUUGGGAAAGAAAGUCAAGAUUGUCGAGGGAUUGCCGGUACCGGAUGUGGAUUGA
Capronia coronata CBS 617.96 is the source of this 990-nucleotide messenger RNA. RefSeq lists its product as uncharacterized. Bases 1 to 990 code for a protein of 329 amino acids. The transcript is spliced from 3 exons. Gene Ontology annotation, biological process: catechol-containing compound metabolic process. NCBI's taxonomy places the organism in Eukaryota, Fungi, Ascomycota, Eurotiomycetes, Chaetothyriales, Herpotrichiellaceae. Gene Ontology annotation, molecular function: catechol 1,2-dioxygenase activity; ferric iron binding. The record is from RefSeq and is a predicted model, not a curated record.